Messenger RNA from Rhizophagus irregularis DAOM 181602=DAOM 197198, 282 nucleotides. Lineage: Eukaryota; Fungi; Glomeromycota; Glomeromycetes; Glomerales; Glomeraceae. The record is from RefSeq and is a predicted model, not a curated record.
AUGUAAUUGAACAAAUAAAAGAUUUUGACUAUUAUGACCUAACUGAAGAACAAAGUUUGUUAAUUGAUAAGUUAAUAUUAAAUGACGAAUUAAGAGACCGUUGUAGACAAUAUGGUUAAUGCAAAAAUUGUAAGCAGCCUAAUAUUGGUUAUGAUUGGUGUAAGUUAUGUAAUGCUAAGAAUUUUCAACAAAAUUUCAAAAAUUGGACUAGUGGAAAUCAUGAAGUUGACAAGUUUAUUCAAAAAACACAACUUAAAACUAAAGCUUGUCGUGACGUUUUAG